Cuscuta europaea is the source of this 435-nucleotide messenger RNA. Lineage: Eukaryota; Viridiplantae; Streptophyta; Magnoliopsida; Solanales; Convolvulaceae. The record is from the annotation of a GenBank genome assembly.
GAGAAGCGUGUUUUGCGGCGGGAUUGCUUGGUGAUGAUAAAGAAUACAUUGGAGCAUUAAAAGAAGUUAAAGACUGGACAUCAGGACACUACUUGAGAAAAUUAUUUGUAACUCUGCUAUUAUCAUGCCCUGUGAGCAGACCCGAGCAUGUAUGGGAACAAACUUGGCAGUGGUUGGCAGAUGAAAUUUUGUAUCAACAGCGAAGGCUCUCAAACAUCCCAGAUUUACAACUUAGUGAUCAAGAGUUGCAAAAUUUAACUCUUGUGGAGCUUGAGAAAUUGAUGCAAAAAAAAAGAGAAAAAGUCUAAAAGACUUUCCCUCAAUACCAUAUCCAAAUGGAUAUAUCACGGAACAACUAGGAAAUAGGCUUAUAUAUGCAGAACGUGAUUAUGAUACAUCCAAGUUGCGUGAGGAGUUUCAAAGUUUGUAUGCUUC